This is a messenger RNA of Egretta garzetta (little egret), 750 nucleotides long. It is a transcript of the gene POU3F2, whose product is annotated as POU class 3 homeobox 2. The annotation marks the transcript as partial. Gene Ontology annotation, molecular function: DNA-binding transcription factor activity, RNA polymerase II-specific; RNA polymerase II cis-regulatory region sequence-specific DNA binding. The transcript is spliced from 2 exons. NCBI's taxonomy places the organism in Eukaryota, Metazoa, Chordata, Aves, Pelecaniformes, Ardeidae. The record is from RefSeq and is a predicted model, not a curated record. Gene Ontology annotation, biological process: regulation of transcription by RNA polymerase II.
CCCGGGCCGCCGCCGCACCACGACCCGCACUCGGACGAGGACACGCCGACCUCGGACGACCUGGAGCAGUUCGCCAAGCAGUUCAAGCAGCGGCGCAUCAAACUGGGAUUUACCCAAGCGGACGUGGGGCUGGCGCUGGGCACCCUCUACGGCAACGUCUUCUCGCAGACCACCAUCUGCCGCUUCGAGGCCCUGCAGCUCAGCUUCAAGAACAUGUGCAAGCUGAAGCCUUUGUUGAACAAGUGGUUGGAGGAGGCGGACUCCUCCUCGGGCAGCCCCACCAGCAUAGACAAGAUCGCGGCGCAGGGCCGCAAGCGGAAAAAGCGCACCUCCAUCGAGGUGAGCGUCAAGGGCGCGCUGGAGAGCCACUUCCUCAAGUGCCCCAAGCCCUCCGCCCAGGAGAUCACCUCGCUCGCGGACAGCCUACAGCUGGAGAAGGAGGUGGUGAUGCACCCGCCAUUCCUUUAUAUUUCGUGGAGUUUUCGGAAUAAAUCUGAUGCCUAUACCGAGAGGUUCCACGUUCGUAACCCCCGGGGUCUCGGAGGAGAGCCUGGGGAGCUGCCUUCACGGGGGCUCCCGGCGGCCGAAGCGCAGGGGUGCGUUUCGCAGCAGGGAUUUCUGUGCGGGCAGGGGUGUCCUGCCCGGGUUGAUGCUGGCGGGGGGGAUCUGCUCCUCGAGUUGGCGGCGCGUUCCGGCGGAAGGCGCGGGGGAGAGGAGGCUCUCCUCGCCCCCUUCCCUUUUGGGAAUUGA